CAGAGUGUGUGCUCAAGUACGUGUCGGGUAGCCCCUUCCUGACUUCGCGAAAAAAUAACACCCCUCGCCCUUCACCCUCCUUUUCGCGUUUUUAUUAUUAUUGCCCAUGUUGUAGAGAAGUUAAGAAAUAAAAAAAAAUACGAAGAAAACAUGGAAACGAGGAAAAGGAGGAAAAUUGUGCGAGAGAAUGAGUGGAAAAAGGAGGUAAUGGAAAAAGACUCGAGGAGAAAAUAAGGUUUUUCGGUGAGAGAGUCUCACUGACUAAUACCACAACCAAAUAAUUCCAUAUCACAUCCACCGUGUGCGCUUUUAUCCCACAGAAAGGUGGGAGACGACGUCCAAAGUGGUAGGAAGAUUUGUCCGUUCUAAGGCUUCGCGCGUGAGUUUUCUUUUAUUUUUUUCCCAAUUCAUUUUCACUUUGCCAAGUUGUGGUGAAAAUUGGCAAAGAGCGUGAGGGGUGUGGAGGAUCUUAAACUCCUCGUGUGGUCCACAUACUAUCUUCAUCAUCUCAAGAUUCGCAUGAUUUUGCGCACAAAUUUUGCGGUACAAAAAAAAAUGUUUGAAAUUCUCUGAAGAAUCGCGUUUGAGCCCUCAAGCUCUGAGAAAGGGGAUGAAAAAUGUUAAGAAAACUCUGAGAAAAUUUUAAACUGUGAAAUGUGAUGUAGAAGCAAUGAUUGCUUGGCAAUUUGCAAGCCUUUAACAAUUAUUAAAAAGAAAAAAAGGUGAAUUUGAUGUCAUCAUCCCCCAAUCAACCCCCAAAAGAACAUAAAAGAACAAUGAUUAACAAAGUGGUGGAAAAGUGAAGAAACAUUAAAGGAAAAAAAAACUGACAAAAGUGUUGAAAGAGCCUUUCUCUUUGCCUGUGAUAAAAUGCGAUCAAAAUCCAUCGCUCGAAGAUUCACUCAAGGUAGCAGUGGUGACGAGCUUGAGAGUGAACGGGGACUCACGACAAGUCUCGAUGUUCCACCUGGACUACAAGUUAUCCCAUUGAGUCCAUCAGAAGACAUAAAGGAGCAACUAAAGGUGAGAUCGAGAGAUCAACUUUUUGCCGAAAUGGCUCGACAUCAGAGGCCACCGCAAGAGAUUGAGAUGCGAAAUGGUUCCGUUUAUGCUAAACAUUUAAUUCAUCGGAAAACCCAAUAUGGACCAUUUAUUGGAGAAUGGACGAAUGAUCCUACAGAUAAGAGAUACGCUUGGGAGAUAAUAAUAGAUUCAAACUUAAGGGGUUGGUUGGAUGGCUCAAAGGAAACUUCCAAUUGGCUCAAAUAUAUUAGGCACACUAGUUCUAGUUCAAAUAGCGAAAUAAAUUGUCAGCAACACUUCGUUGCGGGUGGUCAUUUGUGGUAUGAGGUGACGAGAGACAUUACACCUGGCACUGAACUACUUCUCGGACCCAAAGUUCCUCUUCAUGUUCGUGUAAUGUGCACAAAUGGCCCACGAGACGACCGUAGUGAUAGAGAAAGUGGUUCCCAACACAGUGGAACGGGUGAGGAAGAUUUCAACACAUCAUCGAAUGAUUUGGACAUCAUCAAAGCAGAAUCAGGCGUCAAGGCGGAUCCAGAGAGUGACGACGAGGACGGCAUCGACUGCAAAUGCGUUGUAUGUGAUCGACAAUGUCAAGAUAUUGACCAUCUCGAUGAGCAUUUGAUUCUAUCGCAUCACUACCCAAAGGACGCAUUUCGGUGCGAAUCCUGCCCAAAGACAUACAGCUACAGACCUUCCUUACUGAGGCACAGAGCCCUCGUUCAUGGGGAAUUGAGGAAAUAUCCCUGCGAGAAUUGUACAAAGGUAGUACCAGAUGUCUUUACUGAUCCGUCUAAUCUCCAGCGACACAUUCGUGCACACCACGUGGGUGCCCGUAGUCACGCGUGUCCAGAGUGCGGCAAAACAUUCGCAACAUCUUCUGGGUUGAAGCAGCACACGCACAUCCAUUCGUCAGUGAAGCCCUUCCAAUGUGAGGUGUGCUACAAAGCCUACACCCAAUUCUCCAAUCUCUGCCGCCACAAGCGCAUGCACGCCGACUGCCGAAUGCAGAUUAAGUGCACCAAGUGCGGCCAGAGCUUCAGUACGGUCACAUCGUUGUCCAAGCACAAGAGAUUCUGUGAUUCAACCAGCGUCACCCCGGCGGCGCAUCAUCCGUCGCAGCAGCAGCAGUCGUCAUCGAAUCAGGCACCACCGGCCACAAUGACGACCCCGCCGAAUCCCUUCCUCAUGUUCCGCGGACCAUCGCCCUUCUUUCAGCACAGCUUCGUGCCGCCAUACCACGGGCUUCCGGGGAUGUUCCCACCUAGCCCGGCACAGGCCCCGUCAUUCCCGCUGCUCUUCCCCAAGUUGAGCGUUGAUGUGAAUCAAGAUGGGGAACGGCAUACCUCACCGAGACAAUUGGGGAACUACUACCCCACAAUGAAGGUAUCCCCGUCAGCAGCUGAAGAAGCCUCCAAUCACAUUCAUCCCUCACCUGCACGACCUGUUCCACUAUCCUUCAUGCACCACACCAAUGAGCUGACAAAGAAGGAUCAGGCAAAGAAGGAUCUGGCCAAGAGGGAGCAUGUUAAGAAGGAAUAUUCCGGUAGGAAUAGCAAUGAUCACAACAGCAGUGAAGAGGAUACAACGAGGAGUCCAACAGUACGUGAUUUCUCCAUUAAACGUGAAUCACGUCGAUCUGCUACACCCAAAGAAAAUUCCAACAAGGAAAUAGACGUUGUACGAACUCCAAAAGAAUCAUCAGAUCACGAAGAUUCGUCAGAUCGUGAGGCUGAUUACAACAAGGUUCCAGAGAGAAAAUCCUCAUCACCACCAUCUAAUGCUAAUAACUUAUCUGCUCAAUUGCAGACAAUGCGAGACGAGGAAGCCACGACAAAUGGGCAGUUGCAGAGUGAGCUGCAACCGUUGGAUUUGACCGUGACACGCCGGGAGCGUAGUCGUAGUGGGACACCACAUGGCCCGGAGACAAAGCGUCGUCGUGAUACGUCACCACCGUCGUAUCAGGCAAGUCCAUCGCCAUCAGUUUCACCGGGACCGACGCCAUCGCCAUCACCACCGGGUCCACCGAUGGCCUAUCCCCGGCCAAUACAUCCCAUGUUAUUAGAAGCAAUUUACCGACCAUCCGGAUUGGGUGCCUUUCAACGACCUUUUCCUUUUUUAGGACCAAUUGGCCGUCCUGGCUUCGAUUUACUUAGUCGCACCGGUGCCCCCUUCCCGCCGAAGCCCUUCCAUGAGGCCCUAAUGGCGGCUGGGGGCCUCACCGGCAGCCUGGGCGGCGCCACAAGUGGCCUAAUUGGCGGCAGCGGCGGCGGUGGUGGGGGUCCGACUAAGAACAAAGAUCGCUAUGCGUGCAAAUUCUGCGGCAAGGUUUUCCCGCGAUCUGCCAAUCUCACGCGGCACCUACGCACGCACACUGGUGAGCAGCCCUACAAGUGCAAAUACUGCGAACGCUCAUUCAGUAUUUCGAGCAAUCUGCAGCGACAUGUGCGGAAUAUCCACAACAAGGAGCGCCCCUUCAAAUGCCACCUCUGCGAAAGGUGCUUCGGGCAGCAGACAAACCUCGAUCGGCACCUCAAGAAGCACGAGGUGGAUUCCGGUGGGCUGGGGCUCAGCAUGGGGGACUCCCCGUCGUCCAACGAAGCCGAUCGCGAGGAUACCUACUUCGAUGAGAUACGCUCCUUUAUGGGCAAAGUCACCUAUUCAGGGGCACAAAAUCACCAUCUCUACGCCCCCAUGAGCACGACAAUUGAGGCAAGAGCCGAAACGGAUGAUGUGAGUGAUCUCGAGGGGGAUGCCAUCAAUAUUGAGCACACAGACUCCAAAAAGUCCAUCAACAACAACAAGACAAUUGAAGUCUCCACAUAGGCUACAACGCACCACAUUCACCAACAAUCCCCUCUCUUCUCCACCAUGUACAUAGCAAAAGAAAACUAUUUACAGCAUUAUGUAUAAAAUUACUACCACGAAAAAUUUUCAAUCUCUAGGCAUCAAUUUCAAUUUGAUAAAUAAAAAAAAUCGCAGACUAGAAGUCUAAAUGAAAAGUCAUCUUAUGUUUUAGUUGGUAUACCAUAAUGGGGGGUUUUGGUUAUGCGUUGAGAUUUGAUUUAUCAGUUCUUUGAAAGAGUUGAGAUUUUUUGUGAAAUUUAGAUUGUUUUUUUUUAAUAGAAACAUGGGUUCUAUAUAGCUAAAGAACUUCUGGUUCUAGAAAGGUUUUUAGCUAGACUUCAAUUUGGAAUAUAUUCUGAGAAUUUUCUAGGAUAACUUAAGAAUAAAAAAUUGAGCUUUCACAAUAUUAAAUUUUCAUUCUUCAAGGUUUUCAACAAAAAUUGAAUUUGAGCCUUUCUUGCCAAGGGGUGUUUAUCUGGACAAAAUUAUUCGGAUCUUCGGAAAUAUUCGGUUUAUUCACAAAUAUUCGGAUGAUUCGCCAUGGAAACUCAUAUAUAGGUAUAAAGCUUAAAAAUGUUAAAUUCAAGCAUAAAAAUGCUUAAAUCAAACCGAAAAGUAGUAAAUUUAAGCCGUAGAGUUCUAAAUUCAAGCCAAGAAGUUGUAAAUUCAACCCCAAAAAAGAAUAAAUUCAAACCAAUUUGGUUUUCAGUCCCAAAACAGCUCAGAUUGAGGAACAAAAUUUAUUAAAACAAAAAUUAUAAAAGCCUAAAAAAAACUAGAUUCAAACCGAAAAGUAGUAAAUUAAUGCUAAAAAAAAGUAGUAAAUUUAACCCAAAAAGACUAAAUUCAAACCAAAAAUUCCAAAAUACGUUUUUGAAUUUUUUUUCACUUUUAAGUUUAUCGAUUUUUAGCAAAAGAUAUUCAUGUGAAAUUAAAUAUUCAAUACUAUAUUAAAUAGAAAUUAAUUCUCAUAAAUCUGAUACGAUUUUUAAGUCAAUAUUAGGCCCUUAUAAUUAUCUACAUUUAAAGUCUUAAUAAUUUUAACUAAUAGUUAAUUUAAAAAGACACUAGGAAGUCAAAAUUGGGCCCAAUUUCCCUAACUAAGGAAUGAUCAAAUAAUUUUUCAGAUCAUCAGAAAUAUUCGGAUGAUUCGCCUCAAAAGAGAAAAUAUUCGCCAGUUAAACACCCAUUGUUUCUUGCAAUUUCCAAGCUAUAAAAUCCAAAAUUUCAUCUUCCAACGAUUACAAUUUAGCCACGAAUGUGGUAUACCAACUAAAUCAUAAAUAGUUGAUAAUAAAAUUAGUAAAAUAAACAACUAAUAAGAAUUAUGUGAGAUAAACACGCAUUUUGAGGAUAUUAGAGCAUAAAUAAAGAAAAAGGUGUGUAAAGAAUUCUUGACCACAGAAUGUUAAUUAAUUUUUAAAUCAUCAGCUCCCAAUCGAAUUUUUAUCCCAGGUUCAAGUGAUAUUUUAUUAAACAAAAAAUGAAAGAAAAUUAAAAUAAAAAGAAACAACAAAAAAUCGAUAGAUAGGAUUUUUUUGAUCUAGAAAAAUUUUCCUAUUUUUUUUUUAAUAUAAAUUUGGAAAUAUAUCGUCACAAAAUUUAAUUUAUUUAAAAAGAAUUUGUAAAAAAUGAGCAUUUAUUUUUAAUAUAAUUAUUAUUUUUUAUUUAUUCAAUAUAACCACAUAAUGAUUGUAGGGAAAAUUUAAGAAGAAAAAAGAAGAAGAAAAGCACUUUACACGUUAACUCACCGAAGCUAAAUGGCAUAAUGUAAUUAAUAAUUUGUAAAACAAGCUGAUUUUCAACAAAUCAUCCCUUUUACUAACAUUAUAACGUUAAAAAAAAUCUUCUUCAAGAAUAAAAAAUACCAAAAUUGUAUGUAAAACAUAAAUCACGAAAUAGCACGAAAAAAUUGAUUGUCGGGUUCAUGUUUAAUAAAUAAAAACUAAAGAAAAAAAAUAGGAAGUAAGUUUGAAAAAAAAAAUAUUGGAUGAAUUAGAUGAAAAUGUUAUUUUAUAGAUAAAUGAAAAUGGAAUCAACAAUUUUGAAUUCACAAAUAAAUAAAACAAAUCAAUCUGAAA
Molecule: messenger RNA, 5951 nt
Organism: Lutzomyia longipalpis
Lineage: Eukaryota; Metazoa; Arthropoda; Insecta; Diptera; Psychodidae
Product: transcription factor hamlet-like
Exons: 9
Coding region: 871-3849 (992 amino acids)
Cellular component (GO): nucleus
Source: RefSeq, a predicted model, not a curated record